Messenger RNA from Synchiropus splendidus (mandarinfish), 6346 nucleotides. RefSeq names its product phosphodiesterase 4A, cAMP-specific (gene pde4a). The record is from RefSeq and is a predicted model, not a curated record. Gene Ontology annotation, cellular component: perinuclear region of cytoplasm; cytosol; nucleus. The transcript is spliced from 10 exons. Lineage: Eukaryota; Metazoa; Chordata; Actinopteri; Syngnathiformes; Callionymidae. Gene Ontology annotation, biological process: signal transduction. Gene Ontology annotation, molecular function: 3',5'-cyclic-AMP phosphodiesterase activity. Bases 1669 to 3519 code for a protein of 616 amino acids.
CUAUAUAUUAUAUUAUAUAUUUGCGAGCUGCUUUGGCUCAGCUGAGGGUCAGUCAGUAAGGUCUGCAUCCGUCUGCUGAGGUGUGAGCCACGGCUCAGGAAAGGGAGGGGAGGCUUGAUGAUGGAGGGGAAGGGUCCUGAUGCUGGUGCCUCUGCUGUUCCCCUGGUUGCUAUCGAACGUGAGCAGGCUUUUUCUCUCUCUUUUUUUCAUUGGCUGCCACUCUGGCCACGAGCCAUGUGGUUGGGGUGAUAACCAAUGAAAUAAAGGCAACGCUCCUAUAAUAGUGCUCUCCCUUAAAGGGACAGCAGCGUGCCUCUUGUUUGUUUUAUUAGGGAAUAGUGCUGUUUCACAAUGCUCCUGCGGAGAUGUGGAGAAAGGACUGAGGGAGAGAUGCUCAGUGUGUAUGGCGAGGCCCAGUGUAAUGAGCCGAGUCUCCUAGGUAACCACGGCCGCUGUGAAAACGCUGUCUCACUCUCAGCUCUGCUACAGAAUUCCUCUGCAACGUGCCAACAUGAAGGUGCACACAUGAAUAUUCCCACUCAGUCUCUCGCUCUUCCUCACACCCUCGCUCACACACAUAUUUUCGACAGACGUACAUGCUGUCUUGUGGCACAUGCGCACUCAGGCUGCGAUCGGAGGCGAGCACAGACACACACACACACGCGCACGCACUUGCAGCCACACUGCCUGAUUAGCUUGCGAGGGCUGUCUACAGCAUCCAAGGAAGAGACGAGAGAGGACUGGAGGGACGACGGCCCGAAGCGGCGGGAUUAUACUCUGGCGUUCUGGCCGGCUGAGACUGACACGGGGAAGGAGACGGAGCUUUCAGGAGGAGGCUUGACUGACUGUGAUGCUGGGUUCGGUGUGGCACUGCUAGGACCGGGCCGGGCCUCUGGAUCUGUACCGUGGGGGAGGGGUGGUCUACGCAGAGAGAAGGAGUCUGUUUUUCCAGACCUGGGUUUUGGUGUUGUUCUCCAGCAUGGCCAUCUGCUCCAGGCCUGCCAGCUUCUCCAUCUCCCCUCCGCUACGUCCCUGACGUGCUCUCGCUCUCAUCACCUGUUUCCUUUCCCCAGAUGUUUCUGUUGAUCUUUUUGCCUCCACUGUGUCAUACCUUCGUCACCUCUCUCGCCUCCCCUCUCAUAUCCAUCGUCUAGCGUUUGUUACAUCUCUCCACAACCUCACACUCCUCUCUCUGUGUCCUUCAGACAGCUCCUUCCUCCAUCUUUUCUCAUCUUUACCCUCCAUCUUUCCUGUUCCUGCUCCUAUCUGCCCGAGAGAGACCACAGUUCUGGGUCAGUCUCUUCACCUAGAGGGCUGAGAUGUAGUCUCCACAGCUGUCAGAUCCAGGGGUCUCCUGGUCUGCCGCAGCUCUCCGGACCGCACUGAGGCUGGAGUCGCACUCUGGACUGACUGGGUGGCCUGCUUUGGGUUGCUGUAUGUAGGCAAGAACAGUCUGCCCCAGCAACCCCUUCCCUUGCCCCCUACCCCGUUCCUCUCACCCCACGCGGGACAGCCUUCACUCUGGAGUGUCCUGGCGUGACAGGCUGUGACCUCUCCCCUCACACCCUGACCACGGCCUCAUGCCAAUGGGGCACCUGCAGUGCUCCCACCUCUCUCCACUACCGCACCUCCUGCCUGUGCCACCGACCCAAAGACCCAAAUCGAAACAUGGGUGUGGUGGAGGCAAUUGACCCGACGCCAUCCCCCUGCCCCUCGCCUGUGCCAGGGGGUUACAGGCUGCCCCGCUCCUCCAGCUACAGCCCGCUGCAGGGGAGGGCCGGGGCAGAGCUGGACCUCGGCUCGGCCACAGGGGGAGUUCUGGAGGGGGGUGGUACGACGGCGGAGCGGAGGACACCCUUCGUGGACCUGUUCUGUGAGACCUGCUCCAGGCCCUGGCUCAUCGGCUGGUGGGGCCAGUUCAAGAGGAUGUUGAACAGAGAACUGUCCCAUCUGUCAGAGAUGAGCCGCUCAGGGAACCAGGUGUCAGAGUACAUUUCCACGACCUUUCUAGAUAAGCAGAACGAGGUGGAGAUCCCGUCGCCCACCUUAAGGGAGAGGGAGAAGCCCAUGUGUCACAUCAGCGGAGUGAAGAAGCUCACGCACAGUUCCAGCCUUUCCAAUUCCACCCUGCCUCGCUUCGGUGUGAAGACGGAACACGAGGAUUCUUUAGCCAGGGAGCUGGAUGACCUGAACAAGUGGGGCCUUAAUAUCUUUCGUGUGGCAGAGUUCUCCAACAACCGACCCCUCAGCUGCAUUAUGUUUGCCAUUUUUCAGGAAAGAGAUCUCCUCAAAACGUUCCGCAUCCCAGUGGAUACAUUUGUCACCUAUGUUAUGACGCUAGAGGAUCACUACCAUGCCAACGUGGCCUACCACAACAGCCUCCACGCUGCCGAUGUCACUCAGUCAACACAUGUUCUGCUCUCCUCACCAGCUCUCGAUGCUGUGUUCACUGAUCUGGAAAUACUAGCUGCUUUAUUUGCUGCUGCCAUACAUGAUGUGGACCACCCAGGGGUCUCCAACCAGUUCCUCAUAAACACAAACUCAGAACUGGCUCUGAUGUACAACGACGAGUCGGUGCUGGAAAAUCAUCACCUGGCUGUGGGCUUCAAGCUGCUUCAUGAGGACAACUGUGACAUCUUUCAGAACCUCAGCAAGCGGCAGAGACAAAGUCUGAGGAAACUUGUCAUAGAUAUGGUUUUGGCGACAGACAUGUCUAAACACAUGAGUUUGCUGGCGGACCUCAAGACCAUGGUCGAAACCAAGAAGGUGACGAGUUCAGGGGUUCUGCUUCUCGAUCAUUACACUGAUCGGAUACAGGUGUUGAGGAACAUGGUGCACUGUGCUGACCUCAGCAAUCCCACGAAGCCUCUCGCUGUGUAUCGCCAGUGGACGGAGAGAAUCAUGGAGGAAUUUUUCCGGCAAGGAGACAAAGAAAGAGAACGCGGCAUGGAGAUCAGCCCGAUGUGUGACAAACACACUGCAUCUGUGGAGAAGAGUCAGGUGGGCUUUAUUGACUACAUUGUCCACCCGCUGUGGGAGACAUGGGGGGACCUGGUCCAUCCCGACGCACAGGACAUUCUGGACACUCUAGAGGACAACCGAGACUGGUACCAGAGCACCAUUCCACAAAGUCCCUCGCCUCCUCCUGUGUGUCAGGACAAGGAGCUCAACGCCUGCAUGGACAAAUUUAAGUUCGAGCUCACGCUGGAAGACAGCUCGCAGAUAGAGCAGGACGACGAGGCGGACAAGUCCACGAACCACACGGCACAUGACUGCAGCCAAGGGGAGGAGGAUGAGGAUGAAGACGAGGAGGGCAAGAAGGAGGAUGAGGACAUUAUGGUGGAGGAGGAAAACGAGGACAUCAUCGAGGAGGAAGACGAAGUAGCAAUGGAGGAGGAGGAGGCUGAAGAGGAGGAAUUAAAAUCCGAGCUGGAGGUGAGAUGUGAUAAGGAGAGACUUUCCGACACAACUCCUGUAGAGGAGGAGGAGGAUUCUUCUUCACAAGCUGAAGAUACAUGAGUUUCUCCGUCCUCACUUGCACACAUGAUCCUCGUCAUGUUUCUAUGGUCAAACCUAGACUGCAAUGACAAUACAGACCUUUUGAGUAUAUUUUUCAAAAAGGGAAUAAUUGCGUAAAGAGAAGUUAAAUACACAGCAACUGUAGAUCCGGAGUUGUGGCAAUUCCUUCGACCGGUUUCACGAGGAUUACGAGGUUACUAGACAAGUGGACAUCUUGGGGUGGGAGGGAGGACGGUGGGGUAGCGCUCUGUGACCACAAUGCACACACAGAAACAUGGUCCAAUGUUGAUGUGAGGUCCGUGAUGCAGUACAUUUGCAAUAACCUGCUUCUUUCUUGCAGACACACACUGUGUGUGUUUGUGUGUGUGCAUUCCAGCGAGGGAAACAGAUCAGUCUCUUUGGAAAAAGCCAUCUCUUAAUGGGGUAUAGCUUGUGUUUAGUCAGUAUUAGUAAUUCAUGUGUCUUUCCAAAAACUGUUCUCUUAAAAAAGCUACACGUCCGAGUGAUUUUUUUUUUUUCCAUUUCUGUCGGAAAGAAAAAAAAAAGUGUCCACACAGUCUGGGAGGAAGAUGCUGCGAUGAGGGGCGUAAACGUCCCACACCCCUGUUCCCUUUACAAGGAGGAGCGCUACUGGUGCAAGAUGGCUCUGUGCCUUUUUGACACACCGGCUUCCUGAACGGAGCUGUCACGAAGCAAUGCAUUGUGGGACGCGAGUGUCUGAUUUCGUUGUCAUAUUUUCGAUUGUCUCUUGUUAAAAAUCUCUUUACUCACGGUGUUGUGGCCAGUUCUGUGGUGAUGUAUUUGUUUCAGAUGAAGGUCUUCCUUUGUUGCUCUUCUGGUAAUCUAAUAAUCUACCAACACCACCACCAGUUUUGCUUUGAAUAAUCUAUAAGCCAUGAGAUGCAUAUUUUGCCUACUUUAUACUCAACGUUUGAUGCAUCAGCAGAACAACUAUUUCACACCAUCUGCAAUGAUUCUCACCAAAGUAAAGGUAGUUUGGAGAUGAGAGAAUUAGGUGGAGUAUCAGGGAUGUUGAAGCAAAGAGGAACAGCUCUGUGGUUCUCCAGUCAUCCUCAUGCAUUUUUGCCUUAAUGUCAGAAGCAGGAUACACACAUAUGUAAACAGUAUAUGUACACACAUCCUGUGUGUAUCCCCCUUUGUGAAUUCACCCCCCCCCGUUCAUAAAGUAAACAUGGCUUAUUGCAGUGCUCUGACAAACAUGACGAAUGUGUUGUUUCCGCAUCGUAAAUCUGUGAUCAAAGAUGAGACAUAGUUUGAUGUUCUCCUUACAGAAGGUAGUUUGUCAAUAUGUACCCUGCGAUGGACUGGCGACCCGCCCAUGGUGACCUCUGCCCCCUGCCCCCAGGUACAUGGCUCCAGCCGUCUGCAUUCAAGGGAACAAGCAGAUGAUAAUGAAUGACAUAAAAAGCGUUUGUGUUUUUGUAUCUCACUGACACGGUCACAGGCUCACAGCACACCUUUCUUUUCGUUAUUGACAGGGUAAGGACAAAUAAUAAUAGUGACGUAAGGAGUGUUUGUCGGGAGCUGGUUUCUGCAGGUCAGUUACUGAGCUCUCCAGAAGAAGCCACAGCUCAGUGUGUGUGCUUGAACUGCUCUGUUGCUGUCACACUGACUCGGUGGACGGGAAUCCAGGAUUACCAAUGCAGUGACUCCCAUAUGCACACUUUCUUUUGAAGAUGUUGCUUCGUUUCCGUGGCUUCUCGUCGUGUCUUAAGCUCGAAAGACUUAAUAUUUAAUUGCCAUACAAACACGAUACUGUAGCAAUUGUUUCUUAUCAAGAAAAUUAUUCACUUGAUUGCUGCCAUUGUUUUUAAAUGAUCAAAGGAAAACCAUGGGAUGCGUUUUCUUUGAACACUUUGUGUACAGUUUAUUUUUAUAUCAUUCUGGUAGUCGGUCGGGACAAGGGAUCAUAUGGAUAUAAAUAUAUAUAUAUCUGUAAGCGUCGUGUAAAUAUUGUACUAUUGGAUUGUAAAUGAUGAAUUUACUGAAGUCAUGUUGAUUUACAAAUGACCACUUUAGAGAAACAGUGCGGGUCACAGCGUCACGUUUUUACUUCACACUUUGAUUUGCUUGGCCUCACCUAUUGUUGAAUCAAAUAUAUCUGUAUCAGCACUUUAUUUUGUCAGGUCCGGAGGCAGACUGUGUGUUGAGUCGUGUGACGUUUGUGCUGGUGAUUUGGGCGUCAACUGUUAAUCAUAUUCCUUUAAGCGAAAUCACUUGUUGUAUAAUAGUCAGUGUUGAUCAUGAGGCGGAAUCAAACUAGUCUUAUUAAUGGGUCUCGUGAGUUUUGUUUGACUGAUGAGGUCAAAUAUAAGCUAAAAUAGUCACACGGGAUGUGACACUCAAAGAAAAGUGUCUCCUUAUCUGCCAUUCCUGUCACCUGUGUUUCUUAGUAACUUAAAUCACUGACCUGAGGAUGGCAGAAAUGUGCGUCUCACGGUGGCCGGGGUCGCUGUCAGGUUGAGUAGUUGCAGACCGACUCCCUCGAUUCAAUAUUUUUGGGCUUUAAAUCAUGUGUUUGUUCACAAGAGAGCAAGUAGUUCAAGGGGGAAACCAUGAAAUGAUUGUAAUAUUUGUAAAUUUACUUGCCGUAAUGUGUAAAAGUGUCCGAGUUAUUUUUUAUUAUAUUAUUUUUAUGAAGGUUUUUCCUCUUGACAAAGCUGAGGUGUCAUUUUGUGAAUAAAUACAUUUAAUAAACAAACAUAUAUAUAGAUAUAUAUAUAAAAAACAAUAUUAUAGUAUAUCAGUAUAUUUUUUUUUUAUUUCACUGUUCGGUACUGUAAAGUGUGUCACAAAUACAAAUAAA